Molecule: messenger RNA, 4441 nt
Organism: Ectocarpus sp. CCAP 1310/34
Lineage: Eukaryota; Phaeophyceae; Ectocarpales; Ectocarpaceae
Source: the annotation of a GenBank genome assembly
UGUUUGUGUAUGUACUCGGCAGGAUACAGAUCUCCGAGAUAUCCGAGGGGGUACGCAUAUAUGAUAGGUUUGGGUAUAUGCAGACGUGUGUGCAGCAGCAGGUCCUUCUUGCCUGCUGCUCAUGCUUGUCACUCGUUAAUAGUUAAUCAAGGAACUUGAGUCACUCCUUUGUGCAACACGCUCUCGACAAGAGCCCGCGAGCGUGAUAACAUAGUACACGCGCCGACACCCCAAACACGAUAUCGUGUAGUCAGCUGACGUCGGUAGGGAAAGGUUCGGGAGGUAGGCACCGGAACACAAGGGCAGCAGCAGCGGGCGGUUUUUGCUCGCGCGCGCCAAGGAGAUCCAGGGAACAGGGUUUGGAAUACGAGGGCAGCAGCAGCAGGGCGGUUUUUGCCCGCGCGUGCCAAGGAGAUCCAGGGUAAGAGUUUGGAAUACAAGGGCAGCCGCGACAGGCGCGCCAAGGAGAUCCAGGGACAGCAUUUGGAAUACAAGGGCAGCAGCGGUAAGCGUGCCAAGGAGAUCCAGUUACGUGAACAAGAAUAAGUCUAGCUACAAGACACAGCAGUAGGAGAUACAUCGUGCCGCAUUUUUUUUUUGCGGCGUAAUUAGGCGGAGGAAGAACAUGUGGGAGAAUUACUGGACGGAGAUGGAAUAUGGGCAUCUAAGGGAGAAGAACGAUGCACCGGCAGGAGCAAUGGCUGCCGGAAGAACGACUGCCGGGGCAGCUGGUGGAGCUGGGCUCGGUACACAACGGGUGAGCAUGAAAAAUGACGGAAAUUGUGCUUUGAGCGGUUACAGCAGCAGUCGCAACCCGCCCAAAAUCCCGACGAAUUCGACGAAGGCCGUGAGCUGGCUUCGGAGAAUGCGGAAUUUCCUGGCUGUCGAGGAUUUGGAGCGAACCCUUGACCACAUGCCAUCUACUGGUUAUGUCAACGUUAUCAGUUGUCUGGAUCGCACAUACCUGAACCAGACUCACGGUGCACAUCUGGUGGCAGCUCACCAGCGGGCGUGGGGGUACAUGUUGGAAGCAACCUGCGGCACGGACAUUGAAGAACGGUUGGGUGCUUGCGACUGCGUCCCUGAGGCGUGGAGCGUGAUCCACGAAUGGCUGUUGCCUACUCUUGACGCUGAGAAGACGUUGCUUGUGAGGCGACUUGAGACGAUUGAGAUGCAUCCCGGCGAGGACCCGAAACUCUUCUUCGCCAGGGUAGACGGAGUGAUCAACAUCAUGAAAGCUGUCGGCAUCGAAAAAUCUGAGCGGGCUAUCGUGCACAUCAUUGUCCGCCAGCUUGCACACGAGUACGAUAUCGAACGCAAGUCCAUCCUGGCCGACCCCACCAUUUCCCGAGCGAAGGUGGAAAACGUUGUUCGCGCGGCAUACGCCAACAAGGUCAUGAUGAAGGAAUUGGGCAAAGCGCAGGCGGCACCGGCGGCAGCGGUGACGGUUGGUGGGCUUGGGUCCGGUCAUGGUGGCCACGGUCAGGGGGGACUACAACGGCGGUGGCGGCAACAGCGGGAGCAGCAGCAGUGGGUUCGUCCUCAGCCACCACCUGCACAUUACCCACCUCCUAACUUCCCGACGUGGGGAUCUGGGGGGCUCUAUGACUGUGGGCGCAACGCUGUGUACCCGCAAGAGGAGUCAGCUUCGCCGCAGGGUGCUCUGAUUGGUGUCGUUCAUCAGUGCGUGAGAUGCGGGAGGCAUGGACACUCACUUGGCGACUGCAAUGCGCCACGACGCUUUGAAGGCAACUGCACUGCCUGCGGUGAGUAUGGCCAUCGGCGCCGCAUGUGUUGCACAAUCGACCGCAUGCAACAGCACGUGCCCGUCGGUGACGGAGAGGGUCUCAACGCGAAUGGCAACGACGCUAUGCCGCACCAGCAGCGGAAGCGACGACGCUGGAGGAGGCAAAGGCAUCGACAGGAGGCGAUGCUCCCCGUGUUUGCAGCUGGCGCGAGCGGCGACCCCCGGCAGCAGAAUCUUCCCCGCGGCGGCGGCAGGGGAGACGGCCGGGGCGCAGGCACUCGCGGCGGGAGCAACGGCAUGGACGGCAGCACCGGCGGCGAGAGCGGCGACCGCCGGCAGCAGAGUCUUGCCCGCGGCGGCGGUGUGGGAGCCGUAGCGACGGCAGCGGAAGGGAGGAUCGAUCGUGGCAGAAGUGUGCGGCAUGAAGUGAGAGACUUGGUGAUCGGGAUCUCCAGAGGAGGAAGUAAGAGACUUCGUGAUCGGGAGCUCCAGUGCGGGAUGACCGAUGGUUGCAACGACGCAGCUCUGGAUCUACGCGCGGUUCAGGCACGUUUGUGAGAAUUAUUGUGUUUGGGUUAUUUCUAGGUUUGGUUUUGUUUUGUUUGUCGAAAACCAUGAGUUUGAGAACUGUGUCGACGUAGACUUAGAGUUGCGAUGCGCAUGGUUGGUUACAUUGUGAUUUUCAUAUGUUGGGCAUUGAGUUUGGAUAAUCUAAGAAUUCAGCACGCCGAAUGGUUCAGUUGACAUCGUUGGACCACUGCUGGCACUGCUGUCGAAAAUCAUGGGGGGGGAUGAAUGUGAUUGUGAUGCCAUGAUCCUCGUCGCAGUACAAGCAGCGUUCUAGCAGACGUUCGGGUUUGGUUUUUGUUCAUUUUGUAAACGUUUUCCCCGUUUUACCUGCGGAAAAUGAGGAGAAUUUCUUGUUUGUUUCCGAUUCCGCGUUUUACCUGCGGCUUUCGGAGAUAAGUUCAUGAUAUUUGUUUGUUUUCUCGUUGUUAGUAUUCGAGAGUUGUGCCUUGCAUGUAUUGCUGUAGGACGGAUUGAGUUCCAUGGUCGGAGAUAUGUUGAAGGGGAGAUGUCAAUCGGUAUAUGUUUUGUAUUCUGUUUCUUGCAAUCCAGACGAAAUACUGGAUGGCUUGCAUUUUCUGUUUCGGGAGUUAUUGCAGCAGGAGGGCUGUUAAGUUUUUAUGUUUUGGGAGAUAUUGUGGCCAGGGGCUGCUAAGAAAUUGAUGUUGUCUCUUUGUUUGAGAAACGGCUUAAUUGGUGAAAGUUUCCUCUGGCGUUUAAAUAUGCGCCGGGUUUUUAACCUUUGUCUCUUUUGCCGUAUUUGGUAUUUUGGUUUUUCUGAAUGAUAUAUUGAAGGAAGGAAUUGGCAUAUUUUGGUAAGACAUGGUUGAGGCCUAUGUGCUUCCGAAGCUUAUUUGAGAUUGGUCAAUGAGCUGAAACAUGGUUUUGUGCGAGGAUCUUGUCCGAAGUAAUAGUUGACACGCUUUUCCGGAGUUGUCCGUCCAAAGUCUUCAUGACGUGACUCUGAUGUAAUGCUGAUCUUUGCGGAGUAUUUUUCUAAGGAUGAUUCUUGGUUUUUGGCUGCUUGAGAAUUUGGUGACGACAUUUUCUCGAGAGGGAUGAUUGUUAAGACUCUAGUGAAGUUCCAACAUACAUAGUGGAUUAAGGAGGAAUAGUAACUUGAAAUUUGAAUAUUCAAUAGAUCGGGAAGUUGAGAUGAUUUGUGAAUAUGAAAGAUGAAUGGUUUUGGUUUUGUUGCCGUUUUACCUGGCGAUAUGUACGGAAGGAUAAAAGCGAAACUCGCUAACCUAUGGACAGGACCGUUUCAAGUGCUUGCUGUAGGACCCUGUCGCUUUAGCGAUAUGGAAGUUGGGUCCAAGUUACUGCUGUAUCUGGAUUUACCGAACGCACACAAGCCAAAUCCAACCAUGUCUCAGUGUUGCGGUGAAAGCGUUGCCAUCGAGCGGACGAACCCGAGGGAAUCCCCGACUUUUUUCCUUGGAAAAGUUGUUCGUACGUCCUGCAUACAUUUGCGGACAUGGCACCUCCCUUCUACCACACCGCGGAUGACGUGGAAGUAGAGCUUGACGUACAGCGUGCACAGCCGACCGCUAUCACCGGUCACCGUAUCAGUAGAGGUCCAGGGGGUCCCAUCGCGGUACAACAAUACGAACCACGUUGGCGCGGACACCGCCAGCCCACUUGGGAAUCUGAAGCAAACAUCCAGCAGUAUGGUGAUAUUGUCGUAAAGUAUUUGGUGGGCAGUGCAGCAGUGCGUCAAGUAGGAGCCGACAACAAAGUGCAGCGUGACUAUAAUAAUCAGCUUGCCGCGCACCGCGCGCAAGCUCGGUCCCGUAAUUCCCUUUAUGUGCCACCAGGGUACGCGUUACUGGCAACGUGGGAGCGUGGGCCGGCCUUGCUGUCAGCGGAGGUGAAAGGAGCGCAUGUUUACGUGCGGACGAAGCAGGAGGGCUGGCAGCUGGGGGUGGUACAUCAGGUUUCGAGGGCGCGGAAGGAGGACCUGCCGUACCACGUCAAAGUCGUCGACCUCGAGCGGCGUUUCAACGUGUCGUUGUCACCCACGAAAUACUGUACGGCGGUGGAUGGUCCGCCAGGAUCGUGGUGCUUUCUUGUGCACAUGCGGUCCGGGAGCGUCCGGCGGAACGGGACUUGAGGGGUGCGUUGUGG